This is a messenger RNA of Cantharellus anzutake, 2289 nucleotides long. RefSeq lists its product as uncharacterized. The record is from RefSeq and is a predicted model, not a curated record. Bases 105 to 2114 code for a protein of 669 amino acids. The transcript is spliced from 3 exons. Lineage: Eukaryota; Fungi; Basidiomycota; Agaricomycetes; Cantharellales; Hydnaceae.
GUAAUUUAAUUCCGACUUCACAGCCUGUAACUACCUCGUGGACCGCAAACUGUCGCGACUGCGCGCGAGAACAAAGAGCUUGUAAGGCUGUCCAGCUAGCCUUUAUGUCUACUGUAGAUAGGCCUCUGGUGCUCCACAUAAGCGCUUUGAGCCCCGAUGAGUACGGUCUAUUUACAUCUGUUUUGCGUGAACUUGCUGGCCCUGGGCAAGACGACGAUUCUUGGGAUCGCCCUGUAGACGUUAUGGAGGCUCGAGGGUGGAUAAGGGGUCGUUAUGGACUUGACGCUGCUCUUGUAGACAAGAUACUGAGAUAUUUCCCGAUUACUCCUGAAAUGUCGGACACGCUCUCCGCCGGUCAAUUCUUUGCUGUGAUGCGACUGGUGGCACACGCACAAUCAGGAAGAGACCCCGCCAAGACCCUUGUCUUUGUGCAAGCGAGCGUACCCCCUCCACUUGAGGGACACUCCUCAGGCGCCCCAAGGAAACAUAGUUUCAAUGCGCAAAAAUUCUCACCAUCAAAACCCACCCACACCCCAGCCCAACCCCCUCCCGUCAGGUCGAGAGGCCCAUCGGAUGCCACCAUUCACCCUAAUGAAGGGAAACCCCCAAAUCAGCCUAAGAAUGGGAAUCCUUUCAGGCGAUCGGCUUCGGUUGCCUCCGCACCCUCCGCCUCAACAAUCAUACCUCCUACUCCCGAUGAACCACUACCGGCACCACCCAUGCAUCCGCUUUCGCGGUUAUCAGCUGCAGCCAUCGAGACGAUGAGUGUAUCGCGGUCAGACCCAUCUGAAGCUAAUCAUGCCACCCAAUUUGGACAACGGCACACAGUGGGUACUAAAGCAUCCGCGUCAUCACCUUACAAUAUCCCUCCCAUCCCACCUCUUCCUCCUCGCAAGCCGCCAAACCUUCCUCCACGUACUUCUGGUGACUCGUUAUUUGUCGUGAGCCCUUCACUUCCGCCUCGUCCACCCAAAGUAUCCCCGAAGCCCCAAAAUCUCGCUGCGCCGCCUAUCGCAACUUCACAGCUUAUGAAGGAGUCGUUAAAAGCGGCGAAAGGCGGCCAGAUACAGAAAGCUAACGAAGCACUGUUGGGGAAAACACUAAAUUUGGAAGUUAUUGGAAGGAGCAGUGCGAAAGAGUCUGCAGGCAGCAUUUCACCCUUUGCUUCCGCCUUGGCUUCAUCCUCGUCUUCGUCAACGAAUGUUCCAUUCAAAGGGGUUUUGCGGAGGAGUCCUUCACCUCCAGCGAAGAGGAGAACGGUGCCUACGCCACCUGAAUCUGUGACCUCAUUUGAGAACAUUGCAGUCGCACGCGUGUCAAAUGCACGAUCCCCGCCGAAUGGGCUUGAAAUCAAGAAUGGGGCUACAUCCUCGAAAUCAAGCUCUCCGCAUUCAAGCUUGUCUGUAUCGCCGAGUCGCCGCGUUCAUCUAUUGCCUCCUCUGUAUCAGUAUUCUUCUGCCGACCCAGAUCCCACGAAUGAACCAAGCACAGACGUGGACGUCCCCAUUUCCCAUACGAAUAAAAUGUCACCAACGUUGGUGGGACGUUCCAAAUCAUUACAUGGCACUCCAUCACCCAAAACUCCUCUUCCGCCUCCUCCUCGCCGCCGUCCAGAGAGUGUGCAAGUACUGGGCGUGGGAACAAGUCCGUUCUCUGCCGCUCCGUCAAAUAUAGCCUCUCCCGUGCCGACAUCAAUCACUCGACGUGCAUCGCUUCAAUCACACUCUCCAUCCUCACGAGCACCCAUUUCGCAGUCACCUCCUUUACCUCCAUCCCAACCAGCUGAUGCCUUCCAAAGCUUGUACGAGAGUGUCAGAAAGAAGACAGAUCCGAUACAGCACUCUAUUACUGAUGGAUUCGAUAUCGUGCGAAAGAAAGCGGAGAGUAAGCUAGUUCCUGGAGGGUUUAUGCGUCGAGGAGCGGGAACGGAAGGUAGGGGAUUAUUUGAUGACCCGGAGAGUGAUGCGCAGGAAAGUAGCGCAGAUGAGCGAACCAGGAGUCUGAGCGUAGAUAGUUUAAGUAUUGACCAGCCCAGCAUGGACGAUGACGAAUGGGGGGAGCGGGGGAGUGGUAGGGAGCAGAAUGCUACGGCUAAUGGUUGGAGGAGAUUAUAGGGUUCAUCUUGGAUUGGGCAUGGACGGCUGUACCUAUGAUCGCUCCUGGAUCUGUAUUUUUUUUACCUCUAUUCUCACAUUUUUCGGACCUUUGCAUCAUAAUGGCCCCCCUUUGCUACAUCAUGACAGCUGUAUUAGAAAUGUAGCCUAGCGAUGUUCUCGCUCAGUCCGCUAU